Messenger RNA from Alligator mississippiensis (American alligator), 942 nucleotides. Its product is annotated as G-protein coupled receptor 55. Gene Ontology annotation, cellular component: membrane. Gene Ontology annotation, biological process: positive regulation of Rho protein signal transduction; phospholipase C-activating G protein-coupled receptor signaling pathway. NCBI's taxonomy places the organism in Eukaryota, Metazoa, Chordata, Crocodylia, Alligatoridae. The record is from RefSeq and is a predicted model, not a curated record. Bases 1 to 942 code for a protein of 313 amino acids. Gene Ontology annotation, molecular function: G protein-coupled receptor activity. The transcript has a single exon.
AUGAAUUCCAGCAACUACAGCCAAGAAUGCCUCUUCACCCAGGUUGAUACCUUUAUGAUGUCUUUCCAGUUUGCAGUCUCCAUACCUACCUUCAUUCUUGGUUUGAUUCUCAAUUCACUGGGGCUCUGGGUGUUCUGCUGCUGUUGGAAGAAGUGGACAGAAUCCUCAAUCUACAUGGUAAACCUUGCUCUCAUAGAUCUACUGCUGCUUAUUUCUCUCCCUUUCAAGAUGUACUACUCCACACAAGACAGAGGGCAAGAGCAGAAGGGGCCCUGGUGUGCAUUCAUAGACUCUCUCUACUUUGUCAAUAUUUAUGGGAGUAUUUUCACCAUUGUCUGCAUUAGUGUGGACAGAUAUAUUGCUAUAAAGCACCCAUUCAAAGCUAAGGUUUUCCGAUCCCGCAGGAAAGCAUUAAUGGUAUGCGGCAUCAUUUGGGUUACAGUUUGGCUUUGCAGCCUCCCUGUCUUUGUUUCCCACCCAUCUGACAAAGUCAAGUGCUUCCACAACUUGUCAGACAACGUGUGGAGCACUCCCAUCAUUGUUUCUGUUGAAGUCUUUGGAUUUCUCAUCCCCAUGACUGUGAUGGUUUAUUGCUCUGCUCAAAUCAUCUUGACGUUGCAGAACCGGACACAAGGAGAGGAGAAUUGGGCUGAGCAAGUUGCCUGCAUGCGAGUUAUUGCAGUCAACCUCAUAGUGUUCCUUAUCUCUUUCACUCCAGCACACCUGGGGAUCUUACUUCAGUUCCUUGUAAGGCAGCACAUCAUUGUGGAUUGCAGCAUGAAACAAAAAAUUAGCCUCUUCAUUCAGGUAUCAAUGAUGUUAGCCAACAUCAACUGCUGCCUGGAUGCCAUCGGUUACUACUUCAUUACAAAAGAAUUUCGUGAGAAAAAUUUAAAGAACUUAAGGAAAACAUUUUCUUCUGCUGAGGCUCAUUCUGAAUGA